This is a messenger RNA of Glycine soja, 1261 nucleotides long. Its product is annotated as probable ubiquitin-conjugating enzyme E2 24. Bases 86 to 1099 code for a protein of 337 amino acids. NCBI's taxonomy places the organism in Eukaryota, Viridiplantae, Streptophyta, Magnoliopsida, Fabales, Fabaceae. Gene Ontology annotation, molecular function: ubiquitin conjugating enzyme activity. The transcript has a single exon. The record is from RefSeq and is a predicted model, not a curated record.
UCACACCUUGUAAGAGUUUUUCUCUCACUCCGAUUCAGGUUCCAAUUCCUUGAAUUGACGGAGAAGCAAUCUAGAAAAAUUUAACAUGGAAGUAAAGACGAAUGAGUUUGGGCACUUCGACGUCGUUUCGGAUGACUCAGAUCACCACUUUCUGGGUUCAAAUAAUGGAAAAUGCUUCUAUGAUUCAAAUAGUAAAGUCUACAGAACCAUUAUGAAAGAGUGGAAAAUCCUGGAGCAAAGCUUACCCGAAUCAAUCUACGUGCGUGUCUACGAGCGACGCAUUGAUCUAAUGAGGGCCGUGAUCGUAGGUACCGCGGGCACACCUUACCACGAUGGUCUCUUCUUCUUCGACAUCAUGUUCCCCUCUGAUUACCCUAAACACCCUCCAAUGCUGCAUUUCCAUUCCUUCGGGUACCGAAUCAACCCAAAUCUCUACAUCAACGGCAAAGUGUGUUUGAGCCUUCUGAACACGUGGAACGGGAAAGGAACGGAGAUGUGGGACCCAUCCAAGUCGACGAUGCUCCAAGUGCUGGUCUCCAUCCAAGGACUCGUUCUCAACAAGAACCCUUACUUUAACGAGCCUCUGCGUCUCUUCGAUUCUGAGAGCAAGUCACGUGUCUACAACGAGAACGCGUUCAUCAUUACUUGCUACACCUCCUUCCUUCUGCUUCAGAGGCCGCUCCGAAACUUCGAAGCAUUCGUCAGUGCCCAUUUUUGCGAGCGGGCGUUUCCGAUUCUCUCUGCCUGCAGCGACUACGUGAACGGGCGCGUGGAAGUUGGGUACUAUUCUAGUGACCUGCGUUCGUCUUCGUCAACGGUACGAGUUUCAAGGGAAUUCAAGGAGAAGAUGAUACAGUUUUACCCUAAGCUUUUUCAAGCGUUUCGACUGAAAGGUGCUUCUGUGGGGGGUUUGGUCGAACACUUGGAGUUGGAGAUUGAGCAAUCCGAAAAGAAAAGUAGCGGCGGCGGGCAAAGGCAGCAAUUGAAGAACAAAAGCAGAAGAAUCUUCAAGAAGGUCAUGGAAAAGAUCAAACAAACUUUGGGAUGGAAGAAAAAGAGCCAGAUUGAAGGGAGAGAUCGCAGUCUUCAAAGUUCUUAAAAAUAAAACUAUGCCUCUUUUACUGCUUCUUCUUUAUUAUUAUUAAUUUUAAUAAUUCAACAAGUAGUGUACAGUGUACUGCGCUUAGUUUAUUAUGGCGGAUUGAUAAAAUUUGAUGCUUGAUUGGAAGGAGAAAAAAAAAAAGGUUAGUUUUUUCAUUUA